AUCGUGGUGUGUACGGCCCUUAGUGAGAAAUAAAAAGACCACAUCUCUCUAUUUUUGUGUGUGCUGUCUCUGGAGAGAAAGAAAAAUGGUGAGUGAAAUCAGUAAUGAAACUGAGAUUCCGGCUCCGGCGGCCAAAGUUUGGGAGCUUUAUGGCACCGUUGAGUUUGCAAAAUUCCUUCCACUUCACCUCCCCAAUGUCAUUGAGAAAAUCGAGUUUCUCGAAGGCGAUGGAAGCGAAGGAACUCUUCUCCAUGUCACUUUUGCUCCCGGUUUAGGUGGUGCGAGAUACAAAGAGAAGUUGGUGAAGGUGGAUAAUGAGAAGCGUCUAAAAAUAGCACAAAUAAUGGAAGGAAGUUACCUAGAUCAGGGAUUUUCUCUUUACAGGUUUUGUUUCCAAAUUAUUGAGAAGGAUGAAGGCAGUUGCAUUGUAAAAUCUACAGUCCAAUAUGAGUUAAAGGAAGAAGCUGCUGAAAAUGCUUCUCUGGCUAAUGUUCAACCUUUGAUAGCCAUUGCUCAAGCUGCCAAAAAUUACUUCCUCAAUAGUCAACAGCCUAAAGAUGAUGCAUAAUCCAUUGAUAUGAUUAUGAGUGUAUUUGGGUUGGCUUUUUAAGUGUUUCUGUUUGGAAAUAAGUCACUCUGCUAAAAUAUGUAAUGUUUGGCAACUACUUUGAAGACUUUAAAUGAUGAGUUUGAGGGCCCAAAUUAGUUAUGGGCAUGAAAACUCCUAUGAAGUGUUUGUCUUUGUUUUUCUUGUUUGCCUGAAAAUUUAGUUAGAAACUUACUUGGGACAAGUAAUGGCUAAAUUUUGUGUUAAGUCUCAUUUUUUUGGGCUUCUCAAACAUCUAAAAGAGUUAUUGAUAGUUUUUCA
Molecule: messenger RNA, 868 nt
Organism: Benincasa hispida (wax gourd)
Lineage: Eukaryota; Viridiplantae; Streptophyta; Magnoliopsida; Cucurbitales; Cucurbitaceae
Product: norbelladine synthase-like
Biological process (GO): abscisic acid-activated signaling pathway; defense response
Cellular component (GO): cytoplasm; nucleus
Molecular function (GO): protein phosphatase inhibitor activity; abscisic acid binding; signaling receptor activity
Source: RefSeq, a predicted model, not a curated record